Molecule: messenger RNA, 2578 nt
Organism: Zymoseptoria tritici IPO323
Lineage: Eukaryota; Fungi; Ascomycota; Dothideomycetes; Mycosphaerellales; Mycosphaerellaceae
Exons: 6
Coding region: 184-2388 (734 amino acids)
Biological process (GO): protein folding
Cellular component (GO): nucleus; cytosol
Molecular function (GO): ATP binding; ATP-dependent protein folding chaperone
Source: RefSeq, a predicted model, not a curated record
CGACCAUACUACCGUCUCCACCCAAACAACACACCCUGUGGAACCCGUGAAGUCUCUUUCGUGCGCCCGAGAAACAGACGUCAACACAGAUACGACGACUACCAGAAACCCGAUCAACCCACCCCAAACAAUCGAGCCUCACCGAACUUCCCACCACUACGAACAAAGCACGAAAACUUCAAGAUGUCGGUCGUAGGACUCGACUUUGGCACGCAAAACAGCGUUAUCGCUGUUGCCAGGAAUAAGGGUGUCGAUGUGAUCACCAACGAGGUUUCCAACCGCGCGACACCAUCCCUCGUCGGAUUUGGUCCACGCAGCAGAUAUCUCGGCGAAUCCGCAAAGACACAAGAAGUCUCCAACCUCAAAAACACCGUCAGCUCCCUCUCCCGCCUCGUUGGCCGCUCAUUAAACGACCCGGACGUCCAAAUCGAGCAAGACUAUGUCUCCGCACCAUUGGUGGACGUGAACGGCCAGGUCGGCGUGGAAGUCUCAUACCUGGGCCAGAAGACCAAGUUCUCGGCCGCGCAGCUGUGCGCCAUGUUCUUCACAAAAGCGAGGGAAACGGCAUCGAAAGAGCUGAAGUUGCCGGUGAAUGAUAUGGUCAUUGCGGUGCCGGCAUGGUACACGGAUGCACAGAGGAGAGGGCUGUUGGACGCUGCUGAGGUUGCGGGAAUCAAGGUUCUUCGCCUUAUCAACGAGACUACGGCCACUGCUCUGGGAUAUGGAAUCACCAAGCUUGAUCUGCCUGCCGCAGAGGAGAAGCCGCGCCGCGUUGCGUUCAUCGAUAUCGGACACAGCAACUACACCGUCUCGAUCUGCGAGUUCAAGAAGGGCGAGUUGAAGGUUGUCUCCACCGCAUAUGACAGGCACUUUGGUGGUCGCAACUUUGACAAGGCUAUCAUUGAGCACUUCAGGGCCGAGUUCAAGGAAAAGAACAAAAUAGACAUCAACGAGAACCCGAAGGCCAAGGUCCGUGUGGCCGCCGCAGUCGAGAAGCUGAAGAAGGUCUUGUCCGCCAACGCCAUGGCACCGCUCAACAUUGAGUCCUUGAUGAACGAUGUGGAUGUCCGCGGUACACUCAAGCGCGAGGAGCUGGAGGAGCUUGUGAAGCCUCUCCUUGAGCGCGCUACGAUUCCGUUGGAGCAGGCCCUCGCCGAGGCGAAGCUCAAGGUGGAGGACAUCGAUAUUGUGGAGCUGGUCGGUGGCUGCACCCGUGUUCCAGCGCUCAAAAAUGCCAUCCAGACCUUCUUCGGCAAGACCCUCUCCUUCACCCUCAACGCUGACGAGGCCAUCGCCCGUGGAUGUGCCUUCAGCUGCGCCAUCCUCUCGCCCGUCUUCCGCGUCCGCGACUUCAGCGUCCAGGAUAUCGUCAACUACCCGAUCGAAUUCACCUGGGAGAAAUCGCCCGACAUUCCCGAUGAGGACACCAACCUGACUGUGUUCAACAAGGGCAACGCCAUGCCAUCAACCAAGAUUCUCACAUUCUACCGGAAACAACAGUUCGAUCUCGAGGCCAAGUACGCCAAGCCAGAGGGCCUUCCCGGCAAGGUCAACCCAUGGAUCGGCCGAUUCAGCGUCAAGGGCGUCAAGGCGGAUGGUAAGGACGACUUUAUGAUUUGCAAGCUCAAGGCACGAUUGAACUUGCACGGAGUGCUCAACGUUGAGCAAGGAUACUAUGUGGAGGACCAGGAGAUUGAAGAGCCAAUUCCUGAGUCAAAAGACGAGAAGAAGGACGGAGACGCAAUGGAGACCGAUGACAAGGCCAACGGCGAAGCCAAGGCGCCGAAGACCCGCAAGGUCAAGAAGCAAGUGCGCAAGGGCGACCUCCCAUUGUCGACUGCUUCCGCAUCGCUUGACCAGUCAUUCAAGGACGCCUUCAUGGAGAAGGAGGGUCAGAUGAUUGCGGAGGACAAGCUUGUUGCCGAGACCGAAGACAAGAAGAACGAGCUCGAGUCGGAGAUUUACUCCAUGCGUGGAAAGAUUGAUGAGUCGUAUGAGAGCAACGGCUACUCUGACUUCGCUAGCGAUGAGGAGAAGCAGAAGAUCCGCGACAAGUGCGAGCAGCUCGAGGACUGGCUCUACGACGACGGCGAAGACGCCUCCAAGGGCCAAUACAUCGCCAAGAUGGACGAGCUCCGCGCUGCCGCUGGCCCAAUCGUCCAACGCUUCAACGACCGCCGUCAAGAAGAGGAAGAUGCCCGACGAGCAAAGGAGGAAGAGGCCGCCGCCAAGCGUCGUGCUGAGCUCGAGGCAAAGAAGAAGGCCGAGGACGAGAAGAAGAAGGCCGAUGAGGCGGCGAAGAAGACCGCUGAGCCUGAGGCCAAAGACGAGGAGAUGAAGGAUGCCCCUCCAGCUGAGGAGGCACCCGCCGCUGAGGAUAUGGAUUAGAGCAUGAAUCGAUGAUGAGCAGCGAGUGGUUGGAGGCGAAAAGGGGCUAGACGUUGGGCUGGCUGCCCGUGAUGGACGCUGCAUGAUUCGUUUUGUUCGCUCCGGCCGACACUCUUUGGUGCGUGGAUGAAUGAAGGGAUGAGGACUUACGUAUAGAUAGACUUCAUGAAAAAGAAAGCGUUUCUACUUG